Zophobas morio is the source of this 1473-nucleotide messenger RNA. RefSeq names its product phenylalanine--tRNA ligase alpha subunit-like. Gene Ontology annotation, cellular component: phenylalanine-tRNA ligase complex; cytosol; cytoplasm. Lineage: Eukaryota; Metazoa; Arthropoda; Insecta; Coleoptera; Tenebrionidae. Gene Ontology annotation, molecular function: phenylalanine-tRNA ligase activity; tRNA binding; ATP binding. Gene Ontology annotation, biological process: phenylalanyl-tRNA aminoacylation. The record is from RefSeq and is a predicted model, not a curated record. The transcript has 13 exons. The coding region runs from base 4 to 1473 and encodes 489 amino acids.
AAAAUGGAUUUAAAGAAAAAGCUCUUUGAAGAAAUAAAAGCUGUGGAGAGCCUUUCGACUCUCUCUUUUGCGAAGAGCCACUCCAUACCCCAUCAAGAUGUUGUGGGCGCUUUAAAAAGUCUAGAAAUGGUAGCUGAUGGAUUUCUUAAAACUGAAAUUAGUCAAUCUCACAGUUUAGAGCUUACAUCUUUUGGAUGUAAUCUUAUUGAUAAUGGAAAAAGCCCAGAAUUUGCACUUUUUAAGAGAGUGGAAGGGCUUCAAGGAGGCGUACAUAGAAAAAUAUUACAAGAUGAAGGACUUUUUGAGAGCUUUAACUAUGCCAAAAUGCUUGGAUGGGUAGAUAUGGACCAAAAUCAGAAUGUAAUAUCUAAAAAGGAAGUUGAAGAGGAUAUCUGUCUAUUAACGCUUCAGAAAUUGGCGAUCGAUCCCAACUUAAAACCUUCUAGUCUUAUUUUAAACAUCCUACUUCGUCGAAAAGCUUUAAAAAAAAUAACCACCAAGUACUUUAUAGUUCAAAAAGGCCCCAAUUUUAAAUUUAAUCUAAAGGAACAAGUUACCGAACUUACUGAAGACAUGAUAAAAAGAGGCAUUUGGAAAGAUUUAUCGUUUAAAAAAUAUAAUUUUAUCGGCGGCGCCGUCUCCGGUGGUCACUUACAUCCGUUGCUCAAAGUUCGUGCUCAGUAUCGAGAAAAGUUUUUAGAAAUGGGUUUCACUGAAAUGCCCACCAAUCAAUUCGUCGAAAGUUCGUUUUGGAAUUUCGAUGCACUUUUUCAGCCCCAAAAGCAUCCCGCUAGAGAUGCUCACGAUACUUUUUUCUUAGCUGAUCCCGCUUAUUGUUCCAAACUCCCUGAAGACUACAUGCAACGCGUGAAACAAACUCACGAGUCUGGCGGAGGCACAGGCUCGCUUGGCUACCGCUGCAAGUGGUCUGAAGAGGAGGCUAGGAAAAACCUUCUGAGGACUCACACGACAGCCGUGACCGCCAGAAUGCUGAAGAACGCUGCCGACAUGCAUCCCUUCCGGCCGGUAAAGUACUUUUCAAUUGAUCGAGUCUUUCGAAAUGAGACCACGGACUCAACCCAUCUAGCAGAAUUCCACCAGGUUGAAGGAGUAAUUGUGGACUAUAAUUUGUCUUUGGGCGAUCUUAUAGGGAUUUUGCAUUCUUUUUUUUUGAAGUUAGGGAUUGCAAGCCUGCGCUUCAAGCCUGCAUAUAACCCAUACACGGAGCCGAGUAUGGAGAUCUUUAGCUACCACGCUGGCCUUAAGAAAUGGGUGGAAGUGGGAAAUAGCGGGAUGUUCCGGCCAGAAAUGUUGGAACCAAUGGGUCUCCCCUCGGACGUUCGGGCCAUCGCUUGGGGUCUUUCCUUGGAAAGGCCCGCUAUGAUUAUGUACGGAAUUGAUAACAUCCGAGACCUCGUGGGACACAAAGUCGACUUGAAAUUUAUUCGAGAGACGCCAAUAUGCAGCAUAUGA